AUGGUCAUCAGUUUAAUUUUCAGCAUCUUUUCCUUAGUUCAAGCUAAAAACCCAAUCACAGCUCCUGGGGACGUCAAUAUCACCAACUUAGUCGACUCUUACUCCAUAGAACUUCCAGACGGAUCCUCAUUCGCCUGCACAACCGCCGAAGCCGAUAGCUUUGUCUCAGAGUACGCUGAAGCCAACGAAAUCACUGCGAACACCUUAACAGUCGACAAAAUCAUUGCCUUAAAUACAGAAAUUUUAUUAUCAGGAAAAGUUAAAAUUAAUGGAGAAAUCACCUACACUACAAGUCUCCUGGAAACGAAGCGCGAGGAAUACUCCACUUUCCUAGACACUAAGCCUAUCGUUCAGUCAAAACUUAAAGGAGGAGAAGAUUUUUCGAGCUUUUUGGAAAUCAAGGUCCCACAGUGGGAAGAAAUUGGCAUUUUUGAUCAGUUGCCGAUUGAAAUGAGUGAAAUUAAGGAGCACAGCUAUAUACAAAUAACAACAAAUGUGCAUUUUGAGAGUAAACAAUGGGCCGGAGAGGGAUUAAUGAUGAAGGUAGAUGGAAGACUGGCCUGGAUGGACUCUCAUCAUUGGAGCAUGGGAGAUGGAGUCUGGACAAGCCCAAUCCGCGCUACAAUUAGACAUAGCAAGCCGCAGCUAAAAAUAGAAUUUGAAAUAGUGAAUUCAUCCGGAGUUGUUUCGAAAGAGCUGCCUAUUAUUGAUCACAUCACUGUCUAUGCUAAAUAA
Blepharisma stoltei is the source of this 735-nucleotide messenger RNA. Lineage: Eukaryota; Ciliophora; Heterotrichea; Heterotrichida; Blepharismidae. The record is from the annotation of a GenBank genome assembly.